UCAGGCAAAAUAAUCUGUGAUUAAGAUAGAAACCUGAAUAAAUUGGGGCCAUUCGUGCUCCCACCCCGCUGGGAUCCCUGCAUAGUGAGGAGGGUGCGCAGCCAGGGAGUGCAGCACUCCAGAGAACAACUUCUAGCUCAAUUUCCUGGGGAACACCAUUCCAUGUAUGUGUUCAAAUAUAUGGAAUUUAAUCCUGAAACAUUGUAAAAUGCUUUGCAGUGUGAGCUAGCAUUUGUUGGUAUGUUUCAUGUUGGGCACAGCUGUGAGAAUAAAUUUGCGUUUAAACUGAGGUCCCGUGCUGGUCUGCUGCAAAUUGCUGGGUUUGGCUGGGUUGAGUGGACAAGCCAGCAACUCCUUGGCUGCAAGAGGAGUUGCAUGUAUAUGAGAAGAGCUGAAUGGCUGCCUAUUUAAAUAUAGUUGAAACAAAUUACUUGUAGUGGUAUCAUUAAACAUUAAACAUACUGCCAUUCCAAAUCUUGAGAAUUAUGCCAAAGGAAGUAUUUCUGGUUAAUGGGGAACUCACCAUUUCCAGCAGCAGUCAGCUGGCUGAGGGUUUGGCACAGGGAUGCUUUAACAUGCAGAGCUGUGCCACAGCAAAGCUCAGCUUGUUGACUGAACUUUUUAUUUUGGGUGGUGACACCAUAGCUCUGAUAUCUGCAUACUUGUGAGUAUGGAGUACUUGUAAGAAGAAAAAUAGGUGAUAAAGACCUUUAUGUUUAUCCAGCAGCUGACUGUAACAGGAUCUUAAUCUGCUUGGUCUGCUUGUACUCCAAUGUGUAAAAAUCAAAGAUAAUCAGAUCCUCAGAAGCUUAGUUUUUUAUUACCAGUUUCCAUAUAUUAUUGUGCAGAGUUCAGAACCUGAAUUUGGAGUUAAUGUGGACAGUAUGUGUAUCCUUGCCAGCAGUGGCUGAAGCUGUGGCACUGUUGAUCGAAGGACUGACUUUCCCUAAGCCUUCCAAAACUAAAUUAGAGGUUUGACGAGUUUGCAGGAGAAAAAUCGUGUGAAACGAGUUUUGCAUUUAACUCUGCUGAUCCUGACCUUUCGCUGUUGGCGCUUUCCCUGCUCGUGGCGUGAACAGGGACGGUACGGAGCAGAAGGACGGAUGGCGGCGGCGGGUCCGGGAGGGGGAGCUCCGGGCCCGCCGCUCUCCCCCUCCCGGCUCGCUGCUCGCCUCCUCCCGGCCCUCCGCUCCCGGCAGCCUCCCGGCCGCUGACGGCGCCUGCGGCCCGGCGGCCCCCGCCGAAGGACGGCCCGGAGCCCCGCAGGCGAAGCUGUCAGCGCGCCGGGGAAGGUGCUGCCGGUGGGCCGUGCAGCGGCGGGCGGAAUAACGAAGACACAGUUCAAUGUGUAAACCUUCCCCUUCUCCAGCUUCUCCAGCCUGUAAUUCCAGGACAUCCCUAAUACAGAUGAAACCGAAAUCCUGUAUCAGCGGCCAUAACCCUGUCAGCAGCAACUCAAAGCCAUUCAAAACGCCCAAAGACAAUCUACUUACCUCCAGUAGCAAACAGCACACAGUCUUUCCUUCAAAAGUGUCACGGGAUAAACCAUGUGUUCCUGUUCCAGUAGUCAGUCUAGAGAAAAUUCCUAACCUAGUGAAGGCAGAUGGUGCCAAUGUUAAAAUGAAUUCUGCAACCACUACCACCAUCACUUCCUCCUCAACUUCUUCAUCCACCAUACCUGCUCCAACUUUGGUUAAAUCUGGUUUGACAUCCAAGUCAGUGCCACCAUCACCAGAAAAGAUUCUGAACGGCAAAGGAAUUGUAGCUCCAUCAAUAGACAAGAAACAUCAAAAUGGCACUAAAAGCAGUAACAAGCCUUACAAAAGACUUUCAGAAAGAGAAUUUGACCCAAAUAAGCACUGUGGAGUACUGGAUCCUGAAACAAAGAAACCUUGCACAAGAUCACUCACCUGCAAGACUCAUUCACUUAAUCAUCGACGAGCAGUUCCAGGCCGUAAAAAACAGUUUGACAUCCUUCUAGCUGAACACAAAGCUCGAUCCAGGGAAAAAGAAGUCGCAAAAGACAAAGAGCAUCCACCAUCUGCAAGGGAAAGCUAUCAGAGCCAGCCCACACCAGCACAAGACUCUCUGUCAGGAUCCUCAGUGAACUCUGGGCAAGAAUCUAAAGUAACAUCUCCUGCAAAAUCUAGACCACCAAAUUCUGUACUUCCAAGACCUUCAUCUGCAAAUAGCAUAAACAGCACUAGUUCUUCAAACCACAGUGGGUACAUACCAGAACUGCCACUGCCUUCCAUGGGAGGAGAUAUCACAAGCAGAUUGUCCAGUGAUGAAGGAGAAGCGGAUGGAGCUGAAGAAUCUGAGAAAUUAGACUGUCACUUUUCUGGACACCAUCCCAGACCUCUUGGGUUCUGUUCCUAUGGCAGUCGCUUAAUGGGAAGAGGGUACUAUGUCUUUGACAGAAGAUGGGACCAUUUUCGAUUCGCACUGAACUCCAUGGUAGAAAAACACUUGAACUCACAGAUGUGGAAGAAAAUCCCUCCUGCGGCAGACAGUCCCAUGCCUUCUCCAGCAGCACAUGUCUCCACUCCUUUUCCAGCAUCAGUCUUACAGCCCUUCAGCAACCCCAGUGCAGUGUAUAUUCCUUCAACACCUAUCAGUUCAAGAAUCACUUCUUCUUACAUAAUGACAUCAGCCAUGUUAUCAAAUGCAGCCUUUGUGACAACGGCAGAGACGAAUUCCAUUAUGUCACACACCACAGCUUUUCCUCACGUGGCUGCAAGCCUAAGUAUCAUGGACUCAACUUUUAAGGCGCCAUCGGCUGUGUCACCAGUGCCAGCAGUCAUCCCUUCCCCAUCCCACAAGCCAUCCAAAACAAAAACCAGCAAAUCCUCAAAAGUGAAAGACCUGUCAUCUCGGAGCGAUGAGUCUUCAAGUAACAAAAAGAAAAAGCCGCAGUCGACGUCUUCGUCGUCGUCGUCAUCCUCAUUAUCUUUGCAGACAUCUUCCUCAUCUUCAUUUUCAGGGUCCCACAAAAAGAACUGCGUCCUGAAUCCCAGUUCAACGUUGAACUCCUAUCAGGCGACAUCCUCCUAUAACAGUGUGUCUGUGCACAAUACCAAUAAUGGAACAAGCCCACUCAGUGCCAAAUCGGAGCCCUCAGGACGGACUUCAUUGUCAAGUAGUUCAACAGACUCAGUGAAACACAUGAGCAUGGUAGUGAGCAGUAUUGACACUUCUAAUCUCUCUGUAUCUUCUCUCGUGCACCACUCAGGGGACCACUCCCUGGGGGCACAUAAUGCAGUGUCUUCUCUACCCCUUUCUUUUGACAAAUCAGAAGGAAAAAAACGUAAAAACUCUAGUUCUAGUAGCAAAGCCUGUAAAAUCACUAAAAUGCCUGGUAUGAAUAGUGUUCAUAGAAAGAGCACUGCCAACCUUAUUUCUGCGGUGCCAGAUCCUACAAGCAGCUCCAUCUCUCGGCAGAUUGGAAAAAAUAGCAGUGUAGCUUUGUCACAAUCCAGUCCUUCGAGUACAUCAAACCCAGUACACAACAGACAAAAGACAUCAAACCGGACUGGUAGAAUAAGGACUCUUCCAUAACAAGGAAAAGGAACCAGCCUAUAAUCUCUAGCUCUCAGCAGCCCUACUCCACAGGGUUUUUCUUUUCUAUGUCCUGCAGAUGGAUUUAAUCUUUUAUGAAUUUGUGGUUUUAAUGAGAAUUAAAUUUACAGAAAACUGUAAUAGUGAUUUGUUUAGUUUUUCCACUUGUAUUUGCCACUGAUCUGUGCGUUCUGCUUAGUUAUGUUUCAUGCCUUUUAAAGCUGUUAGCGUUGCAAUGCUCCCUUUGUUUCCUAACCAGAACACAAUGGACAUUCCAAAAAAAAUAAUCCAGACCAUGAAUUUGAAUUUAUUUAAAGGAUCUCCAAAUUUUUUCAUUAAAUAAAAAUUACAGUAAUUCUGUAUUUCAGCUUGUCCUAUGGAUAAAAAAUUGAGUGCAUUUCUUAGUAAUUUGCAAACAGCUGGGGCACUGCAACUUUAGGGACUAAUCCUGAUUGGUGCUCUGUACCUACAGCAUUUAAUAAUUUCAGUGGGAACCCUGAGUGUUCAGCCUCUUCCAGAAUCAGGCUCUUAAGGAAUCUGUACUUCAAUCAAUGCAUAGCAGAAUUUUGCACCAAACUGUAAUUACUGUUAUCAGGGGCCCAAUGUGUAAAAUCCCCAUCUCUUGGGGGAUUUCCAGACCCUUAAGAACACAGCACUUGGUAACUUCAGUGAGCAGUUUGGGUUUGCGAGGACAGGAGUUGAGCAGAUUGGCUUGCAUUAAUAGAAUUGCACUGACAGUGUUUCUUAUAGGAUUACUGAAUAAUUUUUUAAUAAAAUAUAGAUUUUAUAAUCAGGAAGCCAAUACUAGGUACUGGAACAAUAGUACAGAGGAGUUAAUUUUUAUUUCUACAGUGUUAAAAGUGCACUUAUAUGCUGGUUUAUUUACAUCUUGGGGAAAGGCAAGAGACUGCAAAUAGGGAGAUUAUUACUACUUUCUUUUUUAAAAAAAGAAGGGUUACGGCAAAUUUUAAGACUAAAAAUGUUUAAGCAAUUAUAAACAAGGCUAGACCCUUUGAAAAAAAAAGUUUAGAAAUAUUCUUAAAAUAAAUUUUUAUAGUGUUAAUUUUGUAAUAAUUUAUGUUUUGCUAUACUUCAGAGCUAACUGACCGGUAUAGUUUCAGAAACAGUAUGAAACUUAGGAAAGUUUAAGCAAUGUUUAUAUUUUUAAAAUGUUCUUUGAAUUAUGUUUUUAUUGUACAUUUCUUCAGACUGAAAAAUGUGUACAUAUCUUUGUUAUUUUUGCACAAUUUUUGUCUUGUUCAGUUUUAGGAGCAGUACUAUGUUGAUUUUUUUUAAUUUAUUUUGAGUUAUAAAACUGCAGGAUUUUAAAAAUCUCAGUAACAAAGUCAUCCUCUGUAAUCAAUGAACUGCUAUUUCUAGUUGUUGAGGGAAAACAGUGGUUGUGAGAUUCAGUGGUUGCUUCUGAGAAAUAAUGCUAAUCAGUGACUGAAGGAGCAAUUUUGUAGUUUUAGGAAGCUUUAGCUGUUUCCAUGCAUCUUUUAAUUGGAAAGCUGAAUUAUGGAGCCUGUCCUUUGAAUGCUGCUUAAAUUUUAUUUUCAACUGGCUUACACCUGACAGCAUUUCAGGAAAGUUAAGCACGAAGUAAAAUCCCGUGGUGUUCUGUCAUCAUCAAAGAAUCAUUAAUUAACGAAAUGUAUUGGAAAUUUUAGCCUGCAAAAUGAAAUGGAAGUAAACUUUUGGAAAAAAGUGGAUACAAACUGGACCAGCCUAUAAUGCAUUCUUAGUGUAGCAUUCACUCGUAGUUCUUUUUCUUCCCCAUUUGCCUGAAAACCUUGUGAAUUGUUUCCAGCAAUAGAGGCUCAGAAGCUUUGGUUGUUACACAUACGCAAUGCAUAGGCCCGUCAGCCAUAAAAAGCGACUUGGAUAACUUGUAUGCCUUCUUUUGUAUCGAUGUAACAAUUGUAAAUAGUGCUGAUCGACCUUUGUAGAGAAUAGUUUAUACAGCAUAUUCUAUUAUUGCUGAUUCUCAGUGAACUAUUGUUUUAAAAAAAAAGAAGAAAAAAAGAAAUUUUUCUAUUUACACCUUAUAUUUUGUUAUGCUGUUGACCCAUGGCACUUUAACAAAACUCUGUGGGUUUUGCAUAGCUGGUCAGUCAUGGGAUAUAUUAAAUAACUGUUGUUGCACAGAAAUGAAUUUGCACCUGCUAUAUUGUGCUUUCCUACUACAGAUUUUAGAACCUUUUCCAGAAGACUUUUGAAGAAAGCAUGUCCAAUCAUUCUAAGAAAAAAAAAAAUGCCAUACUUGUACAGCCAAUUUCUUUUCUACAAUCCAUAUUUUGUAACACUAAGUAUUUUCAUUCUUUGUCCUGCACCUUUAUGUAUUAGCAGUAUCAAAUAGAAUUCAUUCCAUGCUUGUGAUAAUUGUAAGCAGAAUAAAUGUCUAAAGUAGGUGUAAAUAGUAAAUUCUAUGGCUUACAGUUUAAAAAAGGAAAACCAGAACAAACAUGUAUCUGAUUGAUACUGCCAUGGUUCAACACCGGGCCUGGAGAUAUUCUCUAGUGAGCGAUUGUAUUUUUUGUUUUUUGCUUUAUUAUUAUUUUUUUUUGUAACAUGGCUUUGUAAAUAAAAUAAUUUAUAUGUUUGUAAGAAA
Motacilla alba alba is the source of this 6169-nucleotide messenger RNA. RefSeq names its product ataxin 7 like 1 (gene ATXN7L1). Lineage: Eukaryota; Metazoa; Chordata; Aves; Passeriformes; Motacillidae. The record is from RefSeq and is a predicted model, not a curated record. Bases 1345 to 3558 code for a protein of 737 amino acids. The transcript has 10 exons.